CCAGGCCGCCGCCCCGUCUCUGCCCUCGGCGCCCCGACCCUGGCAAAGGUGCGGGGGGCUUGGGGCGACCGGGCGGAGCCUGCGACUGCGCGCGAUCGGGACCGGGCGGCGGCGGCGGCGGCGGCGGUGACGGCAGCGGGACCGGGAUGGAAGGGAGCGCUGUGACUGUCCUUGAGCGCGGAGGGGCGAGCUCGCCAGCGGAGCGACCCAGCAAGAGGAGGCGCAGGAGCGGCGGCGCCCGAGCACCCGAGGGGGUCCGAGUCCAGGCAGCGGGCCAGACACGCGCCACAAAGGGAGCGCCCCCGCCACCCGGCACGCCGCCUCCCUCCCCAAUGUCCUCGGCCAUCGAAAGGAAGAGCCUGGACCCGUCUGAGGAACCGGUGGAUGAAGUGCUGCAGAUACCCCCGUCCCUGCUGACAUGUGGUGGCUGCCAGCAGAACAUAGGGGACCGCUACUUCCUGAAAGCCAUCGACCAAUACUGGCAUGAGGAUUGCCUCAGCUGUGACCUCUGUGGGUGCCGACUGGGAGAGGUGGGGCGGCGCCUCUACUACAAGCUGGGACGGAAGUUAUGCAGGAGAGACUACCUCAGGCUUUUUGGUCAAGAUGGUCUCUGCGCCUCCUGUGACAAGCGGAUCCGUGCCUAUGAGAUGACAAUGCGCGUGAAAGACAAAGUGUAUCACCUGGAGUGCUUCAAGUGCGCAGCCUGCCAGAAGCACUUCUGUGUUGGCGACAGAUACCUCCUCAUCAACUCUGACAUCGUGUGUGAGCAGGACAUCUACGAGUGGACUAAGAUCAAUGGGAUGAUCUAGGCAGAGUCCCCGGCACCUUUGGGGAGGUGUUCGGUGGAAACGCUGUCUCUGUUGGGUUCAUUUUUAGGCACUUUGGGAACCUGAGGGUGGGUGAGGCAUGACUUAGGAGACUGGACUCUCCUUGGGCACUAAGACAUAGCAUCCACAUGACAUAUUGCAAAGGCCAAGACUUCAGUGACAAAAGGACCAGCCCUUAGAGAGAAUUCGUGGUCACAGGCUAUCCAUAGUAACUGACAGGGUUAGUGGAGAAAACGUUUGGGGACCAGCAUGCACUGCGCCAUCACGGUAGGAGUGCCCAGCUAGGUAGUGUUGGGUAAAGACUAUGUGUGCCCAUGGUGUUUAUGGACUAGACAUGUGCAAUUACUUUCUUCCUGGCUUUGGAACUAUGCUAUUCUAGCCACCGUCCCUCACAGGAGAGAAGGAAAGAGAGAAAAGCAGGCAUUCUUUUUUUCUUGGUCACCUUCCCAUGGCCUAAAGCUUUGGAGCCAGGGGAAACUGCAUGGAAAUACAUUUCUGUUGGGAAUGAAAUACACACCUUUCAAUCAAACAAAUAUUUAAAGCAAAGUUGAUGAAUCACUGUUUUUAGACACCUUCAGUUUGAGGUGAGGCACCCCCACAGAUUGUUUCUAUACAAAUGUAAAUCUUAAGAAGUCAAAGUUGUUCAACUAUUUUAUUAUCUUAGAUUAUAUCAAAGUAUUUGUUGUGUGUCAUUAAAAAAAACUUGAUUCUGAAGACUUAAUAAAAUGACAAGCUAAAAUACCAUGCUGUUGGUGUGAAAUGACGUACAAUUCGGGCUAGCAGGGAAAUGGUCUGCUAUUUUCUCUCAGAAAGGUGAAGUGAAUAAGCAAUUUAUUUCUAGGCCAAAUAAAAGUUUCCAUUUAUUGCACGGGUUUAUAUGAGGUUUAUAUAGGUUUCUGUAUUAUGGGCAAUUAUAUAACAGGCCAUCACAUAGCUCAGAGGGACGUAGAAUAAUUAAGUUGUUAUUGUAAAAUGUGCAUUUCACUU
Molecule: messenger RNA, 1814 nt
Organism: Microtus oregoni (creeping vole)
Lineage: Eukaryota; Metazoa; Chordata; Mammalia; Rodentia; Cricetidae
Gene: Lmo2
Product: LIM domain only 2
Exons: 4
Coding region: 147-809 (220 amino acids)
Biological process (GO): positive regulation of transcription by RNA polymerase II
Cellular component (GO): nucleus
Molecular function (GO): transcription coactivator activity; DNA-binding transcription factor binding
Source: RefSeq, a predicted model, not a curated record